Molecule: messenger RNA, 1038 nt
Organism: Fonsecaea erecta
Lineage: Eukaryota; Fungi; Ascomycota; Eurotiomycetes; Chaetothyriales; Herpotrichiellaceae
Exons: 3
Coding region: 1-1038 (345 amino acids)
Biological process (GO): chromatin remodeling
Cellular component (GO): nucleus; Ino80 complex
Source: RefSeq, a predicted model, not a curated record
AUGUCUUCGACGGAGCCGGCGGAAGACCAUGUCAUGGAGGAGCAAGCCACAGUAUCGUCCGAUCAACCUCCCUCGUCCAGGAAAUCGUACAGACGCAAGUAUCGCAAAAUUAUGGUCACAUUUGAAGAGAAGAUGAGAGAAGGCAACACCUUGUUCAAAGAAGAGCAGAGGAUCAUGGACAUAUCGCUGAGACUGGCCGAGCAGACCGACCAGCUCCUUCAGCUGCUUGUUGAACUCAACUCUUGCCCUCAAGUGCCCCAAAGACUGCGUUACGAUCUUCGACCGCCUGGUGAGAGCCAUUCGAGUGACGAAACUGUGAAACCUUCUGUUUCUGAAGAAGACGGACAUUUGGAUCUAAGGAAGGCCAGAAGACAACUCCAGGCCGGAGAACUCACUCUAUCUGGAUACAGGGAAAUCGAAGCCGCGCUCCUCAAAACCCAAGAAUUUGCACCCGGCCGGUCGUACGCUUCACUGCUCUCAAGUGCGCCUGCGCCAAGUCAAUCAGUUGAUAAGUUGGAUCCUAGCAAUCCUGGGUCUUGCUUGUUGACGACGAAACAAGAAGAGCAAUACCUACAAGGCCUAGAUGCAUUCCUCGACGGGGUAGCCACUAAUCCCAGGCCCCAUGUUGCCAACAGCCUGGGCAGUCGGAGUAUGGAAAAGUCAACAGAGCGCGAACGAGAAACCCAACUGAGAAAUCCGGUGUCCGUCUAUAACUGGCUUCGAAGGCAUCAGCCUCAGGUGUUUCUCCAGGACAAUGAGCCCAGUACAGAAAAGACGCCUCGAGCCACCGGAUCACGCAGUUCAGCGCGAAGGUCAGCAAACAAAGAUGCUAUUAAACAGGAGCAAGAUUACUAUGACGAAGACGGUUUUGCUCUGGACAAUGGGUCAUCGUCGAGGGGGAAGCGGAAAAGAGACGCUGAUGGAGGCUAUCGACCCAAAGGAGGCGCUUCCAGGAACGCGAAACGUAGGAAGGAAACGAAAGAGGAAUCCAGCGGCCGAAGCAAACGGACGAAGAAGUUGUCAAUGGACGCAAGAUAG